This is a messenger RNA of Seminavis robusta, 3066 nucleotides long. NCBI's taxonomy places the organism in Eukaryota, Bacillariophyta, Bacillariophyceae, Naviculales, Naviculaceae. The record is from the annotation of a GenBank genome assembly.
AUGGAUGUGGAGCUACCCGACCUCCCUGAGUUUGAUCUUUUGGAUGCCGUCGACGGCCCUACUCAAAUUCCCGAUGAAACGACGACCAGUAGCAGCAAGGUGCUAUUAGAGGAAUGGCGCAGUAAACCCGUGUCGCCGUUGGACGAUGUGGUGGAUGAGAUCAUGGAGAUAGAUGUGCAAUUGGGAGAAGAUUUGCUAUUGGAUGAAAAAAUCUUUUCCAAUGAUGAUCCCUGCUUAUCUCCGACGAGUGCCUUGGAUGACCUUGUCUUUUCCAAUACUUGCUUGGAUGAUAAGGAGUUGACUCUUUUUUCUUAUCCCACAGAUGACAAUAUUAUCAAUUCCACUCCUGAUGUCCCUGAAUCCUCCUCUUCUUCCAAUAUCCCUAGGCCCCCUCCUUCCAUGGCAACCUACAGAAGUCAAACCACUCCUACUGCUACCCCCUCUUCUUCUUCUUCUAUUUCUAUUAAUACUACUACUACAGCUCCCACCAUCCCAACUCCUCAAACGGUAACCAGCAAACAUCAAAUUUGUGCCAUUAUCCCUCCCAAGCAUCCUCAACAACUCCAACAACAACACCAUCAUCCCAAGCCAAAAGCCAGGAGAUCUCCAGUUCCUUCAGUAGCUGCCUCUUCUCCUUCUUCUACAGUGACCACUACUCCUCCUGCCACUACCAGUAGUACAUCCACCACCACUACCAACAGUCCCAAAUCCAGAGCCAAGCCAAAAACAACCAAAAAAGCUACCCUAGCAUAUUCCAAACCAACUGCCAAUGGCAAGCCCCCAGCAGCUGGUACCAGUACCACGACGCCCUAUUAUGCUUAUCCUCCCAAUUACAAAUAUCCACCCAACUACAAGCCUCAUCAUCCAGGCUACAAGUAUCCUCCCAAUUACAAACCCCAUCCGGGAUACAAACAUCCAGGGUAUUCGGCACCACAUCCUCCUAAUUCUACCCGUCCCACUUCUACCACUCCAUCUACAUCUACCCACAGCACCAGCACCAGCAAUACCAAUAAAUCAUCACCACCAACAGCAGCCAGAACCACAGGCGCGACCGCGGGGACCAAGCGGUCGGCCGAAGUGGCUCAUGGGGGUAAUUCUAGUAGUACUAACAGGGGCACAGCACCAACGGCUCAUCCACCACCACCCACCAAAAAACAAAAUUCUACUCCUGCGUCUGCAGCAACUACAGCAGCAACUUCUACUACGACGACCAAAAAACCGGUCGUUCCCAAGACAACCACGCCUCCCAAAAAACCAACUCCUACGACUAGUAGUACUGCCAAACCGCCAGUCACGGCCACGACACCGCCUCCUUCGAGCGUCAAACAUGCCAGUCCCGUUGGUGUCCCCAACGAUACCAGUGGCAAACCCAUUGAUGCACAAAAGUUUCGAACAUCCUUGCGAAAAUUGAGUGAAUCUAUUUGUCGGAGUCAGGAAUCACGCAGAUCGUUGCACAUGAAGACCCCCAAGACAGAAAAGUACGAACGAUCCAAGUCCGUUUCCAAGGUUCUCAACUCGGUCGAACAGUCGACACGACAGGUGCAGACGUAUCUGUAUCAUCAUGGUAGUCCAUGUUACCAUCAUCAUCGUCAUCCACCACCUCCUCGAAAGCAGCAUCCCACUACCGCAAAGCCAAAGAUGAGUACGGCAGCGGCCGCCGCCGCGGCGGCGCACCACAAGAAUACCAGCACCAAGAUUCUUCCCAAAUCGGCGGCGGGUAGCAAGACUCACACUCCGGUGCUCCCCAAGCCCAAGGCGCCUCCGACUGCAACCAAGACUCACACACCCGUCUUGCCCAAGACCGCCGUGGCGGCAAAGGCCACCACUACCAAGGCGCCGCCCCGAGCAGCCUCGAGGUCCACAACGGGCGCUGCCAAUAAUAAGGCGCCUCGCUUGGUCUCCACUACACCCGUGGGUCCUCCCAGUGUGAGCCCCAAUGCGGCCACGUCUCCCACGUCGUCUCCCAAGCCAACCGUGUAUCCUCGACCCACCACCAAUAACACCAAGGGUGCUGCUGCCGCUGCCUACACGUAUCCACCACCUCCUCCGUACAGCGGUCAAGCUGCCUCCAAGAACGGUACCGCGUCUAGCAGCUAUAGUAGCUAUUACCACCACUACCACCAUCAUCACGCUGCCGCUGCGGCUGCUGCUUCCGGAUCUCCCAAUAACAACAGCAACAAGGGAAACACUACCAAGGACGGACGGACACAAGGGAGCUUCUGGAUACAGCUAUCCUCCAGCGGCGCAUCCUGGGGCCAAGGGGUAUCCCGCGACGACUCGUCCCGCCACCACGGCCAUUGCUCCCAAGACAAAAACCACUACUCUACUACUACGGCUCCUACUACUAGCAGCAGACCCGCCGCCAUUGCCCCCGCACCGACGGCCAACAACUCGACUACUACUAGCCAGUCCGCCGUCACGUAUGUCCGGGCGGCCCCCAAGAGUAAUACUCCCGUGGUGGUGUUGCCACCCAAAAAUACUACGGCGGUAUCUCCCAAUGCGGCGGUGGUUCCUGCCAAGACGACGCCAUCCUCUGUCUCUCCCAAUGCGGCCGUGGUUCCUGCAAAGAGUACAGUGGUGCCAACAGCAUCUGUUUCACCAAACGCAGAGUUUUCCCGCAAAGAGCACUGCGGUUCCCCACAAAAGACAGCAGUUGUUCCUGCAUCUGCAGUUCCUGUAAAGACGACUGCGGUUCCCCAACAAAAGACAGCAGUUGUUCCUGCAACGGCUCGUUCCCCGAACGCGGCAGUGGCGCCCGCGAAAAUUGCUGUGGUGCCUACAGCAUCGGUUCCACCAAAGGCGGCAGUUGUUCCGCCAAAGAUUGCCGUGGUUCCAAAGGCAGCAGUGGUUCCGCCAAAGACGACCGUCGUUCGUGCUACGACGGCUUCGCCCAAUGUCACUGUGAUUCCGGCAAAGAGUACAGCUGUUCCAUCCAAUAUGGCACAGAAUACGACGGUCUUGAAGUGCCCAGUAAUGCCUCCAAAAGUGACACCCACGGGAAGUCCUACCAGUCAGAAAGUGGCGGUAGCACAAAGAGUCGCUGUCAUCCUGCGCCUCCAAAGAUGA